Molecule: messenger RNA, 1314 nt
Organism: Lottia gigantea (owl limpet)
Lineage: Eukaryota; Metazoa; Mollusca; Gastropoda; Lottiidae
Exons: 3
Coding region: 1-1314 (437 amino acids)
Source: RefSeq, a predicted model, not a curated record
AUGGUAUCGAUUUCAAAAACUUGGAGAGAACAGGGAAAUGCCUUUUUGAAGAAGAAUGUUGAAGGAACGGCCCCGGUAAUAUGUAGACAGAACCUGGAGAAGUCAUUACAAUAUUACUACAAAGCAGAAAAUACUGCAGGUGAUAACAUGGAAGACCGGUGCUCUGCCAAGAAGAAUUCCGGAAUAGCCUCCCUGAAACUCGCCAGAAUACUCGAUCCAAGAAAGGAGAAGGCCAAUCUGAUCGAUUUUUAUUUUAAACAAGCCCUGGAAAAGUUCUCCGAAGCCUGGGAAUACGGGCGUGGAAAGAGUAACGAAUGGUUGAUGGGAAUACAGACACUCUCUCUUGAGUGCUUCAUUAAUAUGGAAGAUCGUAUGGCAGACGAUAAAGUAGAGGACAAGGUCAGGCAACUCGAAUCAUUAACGCUUCUUGUCUUGGGGAAGGAAAAUAAAGCAAGUGCUUUCAGCACCAUAACCUUGCUGGUUUUUGAACUAGCUUUGACUAAUUUAGCAGCUAAGAACUUUAAAGUUGCAUUGUCCCAUCUAAAGGAUUGUUAUUAUCCUGUGUCCGAAGGAUUGAGAUAUUCUGACAGUGAAGAGAUGAAACGAACCUUCGAGCUUCACCAAGAAGACAUCUACAUUCAAACAUGUGUAGCUGAAAGUAUGCAGGCUCUAGAUAUUGGGGAUAACAUGUUCCAGGCAGCCAUGACUGAAGAAGAAGUCCUUAAUAUGGACAUGAUAUAUGAUGUAUUGGAUUGGUACAGACAAGCGAUAACACUGACAAGAGAUAAAGACGUUCUGUUGGAGGCAAUCGCACAUUGUAGAUUGGGGAAGAUUUACCAAAAAGUUUUAAAACUAGAUGACAGAGCUAGAGUCUACUACGCUAAAUGUAUCGAACUAGCCAAUACUCUGAUACCAAGAACCAUACAUCAGGAAGAAUGGUAUUGUUUAGCUACCGAAGCUCUUUCCCAUUAUCAACAAGAAGAUUUAAGAAAAGAAGAAGAGGCGAAGAAAGGACAAAGAGAAGAAAUAUUGAAGGAAAAGAAAGAAGAAUUGGAUGAAUUAAAGAAAAAUUUCAAAGAUAUGGGCAAAGUUGAAUUUCUUAUAUUCAUAUAUAAAAAAUACCCACCCAAAAAUAAGAAGCAUGUCCUUGGUAAAGUUUCAGAUCAGCCGGAAUCACCUGAGAUUAAGAAGUUGUACCAAAAAGCAGUGAUACAUUUUCAUCCAGAUAAAGUACCCUCAGAGGACAAAGUCUGGAAAUUUAUGUCAGAAGAAAUUGUCAAGCUUUUGACUUCGCAUUAUGAAUAUUUUAAGUAG